AUGGAAGAGCCGGAUUCGAGAUCCGGAAUUUGGCUUUCGAAUAAGACAGAAGUAGUUAACCAAAUUGGGAACGGAUCGGGAGAAUCAGUGAGAACAUUUACCCUGGAUAAGAGUAAUGGAUGCGAGCGCGUGUUGGGAAUAUCCUGGAUUCCCGACGAAGAUGUCUUCAGGUUUUCAUUGGUACUAUGCGAUGAGUUACGGGGCCUACUCGAAGAAAAGAUAGUUCCAACGAAACGUCAGAUCCUCCGAGUGGUUAUGAGCGUGUUCGACCCUCUGGGGUUGAUAACGAUGCUAGUGAUCCACGGGAAAAUAAUCAUCCAAGAAGUCUGGAAAAGUGGUACUGGAUGGGACGACGCCAUUUCUGCAACCAACUUCGUUCGAUGGCAGCGGUGGACGACAGCUUUGUCUCAUCUAAAAGAAAUAACUAUCCCGCGUUGCUACUUCCCGGGAUAUUGUCCUAAUAGUUUGGACACCAUAGAACUCCAUAUCUUUGUGGACGCCAGCGAGGAGGCUUUCGCUUGUGUUGGGUAUUUCCGGGUAAUUGAUCGAGAUCAAGUACGGUGUGCCCUAGUUUCGUCGAAGAGUAAAGUUGCUCCAGUAAAAGCUCUAUCGAUUCCACGACUUGAGCUGCAAGCGGCAGUGAUCGGAACGCGUUUAGCGAAAUCGAUAGCUGAAAAUCACGAUCUACCGAUUUUUCGACGAGUGUUCUGGACGGACUCCACUACCGUCUUAUCGUGGAUACGCUCGGAUCACCGCCGUUACAAGCCUUACGUGGCAUUCAGAAUAAGUGAAAUCCUCAGUGAAUCCACCGUUGCUGAAUGGAGGUGGGUUCCUACUGGGAAGAAUGUCGCGGACGAAGCGACAAAAUGGAAGAAGGAGGCAGUAUACGACGAAGCUUCACGCUGGUUCACAGCCCCAGAGUUCCUGUACGAGGAAGAAGAUCGAUGGCCGCAGCAGAGACUACAGGAAAUAGAGACUUGCGAGGAACUAAGAAUGGUUCAUCUCCAUCAUGCAACUGUGGUUUCGCCAUUUAUUCAAUUUGAACGCUUCUCAAAAUUUGAACGACUUAUAAGAGCUCUGGCAUAUGUUUAUUUGUUCGGAGACCGCAGUCGGCGAAGAAAAGAUUCGAAGGAGUUAACUCGUGAGUAUCUACAGCUGGCGGAGGCAAGAAUCUAUCAAGCGGUGCAGGAAGCAUCAUAUCCCGACGAAGCGGCCACAUUAAAGAAGAAGCAAACGCCGGAUUGGAAUCCAAGGAUCGACAAGACCAGUAUACUGUACCAGCUGUCACCGUUCUUGGAUGAACUGGGUGUUAUACGGAUGGAGAGUCGGAUGACAUAUUUAUAUGUGCCGUACGAAACGAGGUAUCCGGUGAUUCUGCCGAGAUAUCAUCGUGUGACGUGUCUGAUGAUCGACUACUAUCACCGCAGAUAUGGACACAGUAGCAACGAAUCAGUAGUGAACGAGAUCCGCCAAAAAUACCGUGUAUCUAGACUCCGGGCACCAGUUCGUCAGAUAUCCAAGAACUGUGUCUGGUGCCGUGUUUACAAGAGUAGACCCAAAACGCCGAAAAUGUCUCCGCUACCGUCAGCAAGAUUGUCGCCGCAUGUGCGUGCUUUCACUUUCGUUGGCCUCGAUUAUUGUGGCCCGUUCCUGAUCAAGGUCAACCGAUCAAGUGUUAAGCGAUGGAUCGCUCUUUUCUGCUGCCUAACAGUCAGAGGUGUCCAUCUGGAAGUUGUACACACUCUGACAACAGAGUCGUGCAAACUGGCUAUUCGCCGAUUUAUUUCCUGCAGAGGUUCCCCACAGGAAAUAUACAGCGAUCAAGGAACUAAUUUUGUGGGGGCAAGGAGAGAAUUGGCCGAAUCGCUGCGAAACGUGAAUCAAGAGUUGUCAGAGACGUUCACCAACACUCGUACUCAAUGGCACCUGAAUCCACCAGCGGCGCCACAUAUGGGCGGAGCCUGGGAGCGUCUCGUCAGAACCGUCAAGGACGCAUUGGCAGCUCUGAAACUUCCGAAUAAGCCGAAUGAAGAGACAUUCGCCACAUUUGUAGCUGAAGCAGCAUCAAUGGUGAACUCAAGGCCGUUAACUUAUGUGCCAUUGGAGGACGAUUGCCAGGAGUCUCUUACUCCAAACCACUUCAUCCUGCUUAGUUCAUCCGGAGUUGUGCAGCCUACAAAGACGCCGACGAACGAACGUGAUACUUUGCGCAGUAACUGGAACCAGAUUCAAAGCCUGUUGGAUCAAUUCUGGUCUCGCUGGAUCCGCGAGUACCUACCGGUGAUUGCGCUAAGAGGAAAGUGGAUAGAAGACGUUGAGCCAAUUAAGGUGGGGGAUCUGGUGGUUAUAGUAGAGGAGACAGUCAGGAACAGCUGGACUAGAGGGCGGGUUGAGCGAGUGUACCAAGGUAAAGAUGGGCGGAUCCGCAAAGCAGAUGUUUUGACCAACAACGGAGUCUUCCAGAGGCCCGUUACGAAGUUGGUGGUGCUCGAUCUCGCAGACCGUGGUAUAGCUGGAUCAGAACACCAGCAAUACGGGGCGGGGGAUGUUGCGAGCGAACCCCGUUGGGUCGAUGAGGCAGGCGAAAUGUCGAAACUAGGUGACAUGACUGACAGUGCGAACCGAAUUAAAAUAGACAAACAAUCAGACAUACAAAACACAAGCUAA
Messenger RNA from Toxorhynchites rutilus septentrionalis, 2667 nucleotides. RefSeq lists its product as uncharacterized. The record is from RefSeq and is a predicted model, not a curated record. The transcript has a single exon. Lineage: Eukaryota; Metazoa; Arthropoda; Insecta; Diptera; Culicidae. Gene Ontology annotation, biological process: DNA integration. Bases 1 to 2667 code for a protein of 888 amino acids. Gene Ontology annotation, molecular function: nucleic acid binding.